CCACAAACUCAGCAAUUAUUUAAAAGUCUACCUACGCUUCGGGCCUAAGAUGGCGCAUUUAAGCUUCUCUGUGGGGUUUUACGUUAACGUGGGUUUUACCAGCCGUAACCCAGACACCCUACCUUGCACAGUUACUUCAGGUAGUCUACCAGGAUUUUGGGUUAGCAAAAUUUACACCAGUAAUGACUCCACUCUCCACUUCACCCUUGAUCCUUCAGGAAUCGUCGACUUCCACGGUCCAAUUAUAGGUUCCCAUUCCAUGAAGAGUCUAGAUUUAGGAGAACUCACCAGCUCCUACUGGGUAGUAGUAAGUAUUCCUGAACAACCUUUCUACGUAGAGUUCGCCCCACCACCACCGGACGCCAAGCCUAUAUCUAGAAAGCAUAGUGCUCCAGAGAAGUCACAAAAUAAAGAAAGCAAGAAUGUUCCAGCGACUUCUAUGCAAAGUAUCUCCGUUCCUGAGAGCUCACCACCGAAUACCACAGUUCCAGAAAUCUCAAAACCAAGUGACGAUAUACCAGAAAGCUCGCCAUCGAGUGCUACUGCAGAGAUCUUGCCGCCAAGUGACACUGUUAAAGAAAUCUCAAAACUAAGGGACAAUGUUCCAGUAAGCUCUCCACCAAUUGUUUUGCCAGAAAUCUCGGCGCCAAGUGACACCGUUGAAGAAAUCUCAAAACCAAGCGACAAUGUUCCAGAAAGUUCGCCACCGAGUGUUCCAGAAAUCUCGGCGAAAAGUGACACUGUUGAAGAAAUCUUAAAACCAAGUGACAAUGUAGCAGAAAGCUUGCCGCCAAGUCAUACUGUUGAAGAAAUCUUAAAACCAAGCGACAAUGUUCUAGAGAGUUCACCAUCAAGUAACACUGCCAAAGAAAUCUCAAAACCAAAUGACUACUUUCCAGAAAGCUUGCCAUCAACUGUUACUCCAGAAAUCUCACAGCCAAGUGAGACUACUAAGGAAAUCUCAAAACCAAAUGAAGCUGUUUCAGAAAUAAGGGACAAUACAAAAAAGAACUUGCCACCAAUUAAUAAUGUUCCAGAAGUCUGGAAACCAAGUGCCACUAUUCAAGAAAUCUCGCCACUAAAAGGUAAUGUUCUAAAAAGCUUACUACCAAGUGAUAAUACUCGAAGCAACUGGUUACCAAGUAGUGCUGUUCCAGUGAACUCACCACCUCGAAACAGUAUUUUAAAAAGCUCGCAGCAGAGUAAUACUGUUCCAAAAAGCUCGUCGCCAAGUGACGUUACUCCAAAGAAUCAAUUAGUAACAAACUAUUAUUCCGCGAGCUCAUCGCCAAGUGUCAUUACUACAAAGGACUUGUUACUUAAUAAAUAUGUUUCGGUGAAUUCGUCGCCAAGUACCAAUGUUCCCAAGAACUCCUUGAAGAACAUUUCUGUUCUAGUCAGCUCGUCACCAAGUGCCAUUGUUCCAAAGAACUUAUCCGAAAAUAGCUAUGUCCCGUUGAAAUCACAGCCAAGUACCACUGUUCCAGUCAAUUCAUCAGAAAGUAGCACCGUUCCAGUGAGCUCAACACAAAGCAUCGUUGUUCCAAUAAGUUCUUCAUCAAAUACCUUUACUCUGAAGUCACCACAAACCAAUACAGUUCCAGUGACUUUAUUAGAUGGAAGUUGUUCACCAAGCGCCAUUAUUGACGUCAUAUCACCACAAAACGGGGCUGUUCAUACGACCCCUUCACAAAAUGGAGGUGAUUCGGUUCACACACCCGAAGGUCUUGACCAUCAUACCGAAAUAACCAUAAUCCAGGAUGAGUCAGAUCACCAGGAUGUCGAAGGAGAAACGCUCCUUAGAGAAGCUGUAGCUCUGGAAGACAGACGAACAAUCACAAGGCGUCGUUUUUGCAUCAUUUUUGGUGUGUGA
Molecule: messenger RNA, 1873 nt
Organism: Arctia plantaginis
Lineage: Eukaryota; Metazoa; Arthropoda; Insecta; Lepidoptera; Erebidae
Source: the annotation of a GenBank genome assembly